AGAGAGAGAGAGAGAGAGAGAUUGCUCCAUGGAAGCUGUUGCAGAAGCUUCGGCCAAUCUGGUGACAGAAUCGCAGUCUCUGACGAAGAAACGGAUUCAGGUCUCCAAUGCCAAGAAACCGCUCCACUUCUAUGUUUUUCUUGCCAAGAGGUAUAUGAAGCAGCAUAACGAGAUUGAGAUCGAGCUCUCUGCAUUGGGCAUGGCUAUUGCUACAGCUAUUACAGUUGCUGAGAUUCUGAAGAGAAGUGGUUUUGCUAUUCAGAAGAGUAAGCAAUCCACUCUCUUCAAAACCGUAGCAUUCUCUACUGUUAUAUUUAUGAACUAAAUAAAGCUUGCAAUUUUGUCAUGGAGCAGAGCUUGCUACAUCUAUGGUGGACAGGCAAGACAAAAACACGGGCCAUCUCAUUAAGAAAGCCAAGAUUGAGAUAUUACUGGCAAAGAGUGAAAAUUUUGAUGAUCUGAUGAUUGCUGCUACUGCCGCUGCUGCAAAGGAAGCUUCUCCAAAUAAACAAGAACAAUGAUAAACAUCUGUUUCCAUAGCAGAGGAUGGCAGUUGCUGCUCAAGACAGGUUAGAGAAAAGUGGAUCACAAAUAGAAGGAACCAGAUUCAUUUUGGUGGGAAAGAUGAUAAGGUUAGUCUAAUAGCUGCUAGAUUCUUUUGACUACUUUAAAUCAGAAUAGGCCUAUCCAACGAUUCAGGUUGAAGAUGAAGCUUAUCCAACCACAGAAGAUGAAGAUUCUUUUCAGUUCAAAUGUCCACUGUUGAAACAUUAGUAGGGCCAUAGAUGUUUUGGAUGAGGGUAAUAUUUUUGUGUUUUCAGUUCAUUCCAGUGGAAAUGACCUCAUGAAGGGUAUGGAUAGCAUAUAAACAUCA
Molecule: messenger RNA, 874 nt
Organism: Magnolia sinica
Lineage: Eukaryota; Viridiplantae; Streptophyta; Magnoliopsida; Magnoliales; Magnoliaceae
Exons: 4
Coding region: 29-325 (98 amino acids)
Cellular component (GO): nucleus
Molecular function (GO): RNA binding
Source: RefSeq, a predicted model, not a curated record